Messenger RNA from Microsporum canis CBS 113480, 978 nucleotides. RefSeq lists its product as hypothetical. The transcript has 2 exons. Bases 1 to 978 code for a protein of 325 amino acids. Lineage: Eukaryota; Fungi; Ascomycota; Eurotiomycetes; Onygenales; Arthrodermataceae. The record is from RefSeq and is a predicted model, not a curated record.
AUGUACACCCAAGACCCUUCCUUAUAUUGCUUACCUAGCGAAGAGUUAUUUCGGAUGCACUUUAAGAUUGCUACUGCGUUACACCUUUUCUUUGUUGAGGAUCGUAUCUCUACGGGCUGGACACGGCCUUCUUACGUCGCAUUGAACAAGACAGCUUGCAAAAUCAUUCGCAGGUGCUGGCAUUUCGUACCCAAGUUUAUUCGGGUGUGGUGUUAUCAUAUCUUACUCAAGAUCGGCAAACGGCUAUAUUCGCCCCGUUGUUCUGCGGUAAUACACCAACUUCCACUUGGCCUAUAUCUAAAACCCUGUUUCCGUUCUCGGUUCAACGAAGCAAAGGCUCUGCAGAUUGUUGAGAAGUACACCUCGAUCACAGCACCACUCUGUGUAGACACAUUUGAGGAUAAAGGGAAGGUAAUGCUAGUCAUGACGCGGAUUAGAGGGGAUGGGCUUAAUGAAGUAUUUCACCGGUUAUCAUACCAGCAGCGCGAACAACUCUCAAUUGAUCUAGGGAUGGUGGUUAAGCAGCUUCGAAUGGUCCCAAACACGACACCAUAUCGGUUAGCAAAUGCCCUGGGUGGCCCGCUGUUGGAUGUCCGGUUGCCGGAAACACAGGAAGGCCCAUGCGGCCCAUACAACAAAUGCUCAGAUUUCCACAAUUAUCUCAUCCAUAAAUAUGUUUGGCCAAAGACUAAAGAGUCAGUCGCUGCUGUUCACUCACAAGAAUACCGGUCCUUCUUUACCCACGCUGAUUUAAAUCCUACCAAUAUCAUGAUCGACCAAGGAAAGCUGUCCGGGAUCUUGGAUUGGGAAUGUGCAGGGUUUUACCCCGAAUACUGGGAAUUCACCAAAGGAAUAUACUGUGUGGAAAAUGAUAAAGCUAGGGAAAAGAUUAUUUGGGGCGCCUUCCCCGAUGACAACUAUGAAGAUGAGCUCAAGGCAGAGAAAUUGCUGUGGAGAGAAACGCCUCUAGGCCUAUAG